Messenger RNA from Effrenium voratum, 1443 nucleotides. The record is from the annotation of a GenBank genome assembly. Lineage: Eukaryota; Dinophyceae; Suessiales; Symbiodiniaceae.
AUGGACGAGACCAGCCGUGACCGGUCCACCUUCGCCCUGGGUUUCGCAGCGGCGCUGGUGACAGAUGUCUUCGUGGAUUUGUCCAGGACGUUGCUGCUUGCACUGCGCCUGGGCAGCGUCCAGAACCCGCCGGCUUACUCCUCGGAUGCGACCAUCCGCCCAGGAGAUCUCUACUUUCUCCAUCUCAUGAUGCACGGCGCCCAUGAUGCCGCCAUCAAAGCCAUGUGCUCGCUGGGCAUCAGAUGGCGCCAGCUGUUGCAGCGGUUUCUUUGGCUGGGCAGCGGGGCCCUCCUGGUCUUGCUGCUGGUGGUGCACCUAGCCUUCGUGAACCCAUCGACUCAGCUCAGCGCCAGCCGAAACCUGUCCGCGCUGCUGGAGACCUAUUGCUCCCAGGAGGCGACCUGGCUGCUUCACUUGGAGCUUUUGGAGACCUGGACCAGGCCGACGAACUGGACGGAGAUCGGCGAGGAGGAGAAUGCCACCUUGGUGAACAUCCUCAAACGUCUUGGGGACUUAGCUCACCUCGGCUACGAGGCAGCCUUCCCCAGGCCCUCCUACGAGCUCGCCAGCGACAGCUCCUGGCUCGCGGUGCGCUCCAGAAAUCUCCGGCGCGGGCAGGUGUCCACGCAUCACUUGCAGCUCUCCACGGAGAAUGCCUCGCUCUUCGGGCCUCGCUGGGCCAGGACGCUUCAGUCCACCUUGGGGCUCUACGACAUCUACGUGCUCCACGCCCUUUCGCCGCUGAGCCCCUGCGAGGGUCGUCUCUUCGUGUGGGUGGCCAGUGGCAGCGCGCCGCUGAGGCUCAGCCCUGCCGGCGGCGGUGUGCUUGUGAGCGUGGUGCAGACGCUGGCCUUCAUGAGCAGCCUUGCAGUGGCCUGCGUCCUCUUCAGUUCCUUCUUGCGCAGCUUCCUGGUGCUUAGCAUGCGCACGUACGUGAACAACCGCUUCUGCCUGCUGCAGCUCCAGCGCUUCGCCUUCAUCUCCCAGGCGAUGCGGCGAGUGAACCGGGCCCCGGCCUCCAUGCUGCUGGAGCUGUGGGUGGCCACCAGCGCCUCCGCGCUGCUGCUGCUCUGGAUACUUCUGGAGGCUGGGCAGCGGUCCCUGGUGUGGCCUUUGUGGAUCUUGUGCUACGCCUGGUCCGAGUUCUGGGGACUGGCGCACGUGCGGAGCCAGCAGAGCCGGUGGAUCUUCCCUCGGGCUGUGGGGCUGGUGAACCUGGGCGCCGCGGUCUACGCCUUCUGCUGGCCCAACGGCCCCCGCUGGCUGCUGCUGUGCUGCGUGCUGUGGUUCCACGCGGCGCUGAUGUUCACAUUGUUGAGCAACUUCGACUGCUGCUUCUCUCUUCCUCCGCAGCCUCCGCAUCAGCUCUUCGUCUCUUCCAUGCUUUUGCCAGCUGUGCCGCUGUCGCGAGACGCGAAAGGCAAGGAAGAACGCACAGACUGA